AUGGCCAUGGCGCCCACAGAUCGUCGGAAACCCUUUACCAGCUGGGUCAAGAAGCUGAAUCAGAAGAUGAAGCGCACCAAGGGCCCGAACAAUCCCUACCCCCAGUCAGGCCAUGUCAGUUCCCGACAUGGGCUCCCACCGUCAUCGACUCAUCAACGAGAAUCGCAUUCCAUCGAUUAUCCCCAGUCGACCGUCGAGAGCACGCCCGAUCCCGCGCUGGUCAUACAUUCUGCCGAGGAGCUGAGCAGGCAGUCCAUGCAGUCCACGAGCGAGGGCAGGCAAUCAUCGGCUGAAAUUGAGGGCGACGCCGAUGGUGACGCCGAAGGCCGACCCCCGACAACCGCACCAUCCUACGGUGGUACCUCUUUCGCCGGCACAAACAUCACCGCGACCGACCCACGCAGGCCCGACAGCACCUUCUCCUCGCCCGCGCCCUCCGCCCGGUCUGUUGCGACGACCCUGUCGACCGUCCAAACCCAUAUGGCCAACGGCCUGCUAAACGGUCAGCCCACCAACACUGCUGCCCAACCCACCUCACGGCCUCAACAGGCCGUCCAGUACACCCAGCCCGAGGCCCUGGUCACAGCCAUGCCCGCCGGCGACGGCGACCGAAACAGGCGGAGUGCCUACCGCCCUGCUACAUACAGCGCAAUUAUCGCGAAUAAUCUACUGAGCGACAACAUCUCGAUCCUGACACUUGCGUCGUCCACCCAACGCCGUAGGCGGCGCUCCUGGGACACGGACUAUGAUCACGCGUCGGUACGUGCGUUGCCACCAGCAUCACAAUUUGGCGGCAGCCGAGAGUCGCUACCCCUAUCGGUGCUGAGCGCCAACCUCGACGGGCAGCCGACAAGCCCAGGUUUGACCACGGCAAGGUCCAUCGCAGAACGAUCGGUUAGCGGCCUGGCUCUGGGUCAUGGACGGGCCGACAGUCUGAGCGGCAGUGUUGGAGCCGGAGCAAUUCCCGUCGCCAGUGAAUCUUGA
This is a messenger RNA of Diaporthe amygdali, 984 nucleotides long. RefSeq lists its product as uncharacterized. Lineage: Eukaryota; Fungi; Ascomycota; Sordariomycetes; Diaporthales; Diaporthaceae. The transcript has a single exon. The coding region runs from base 1 to 984 and encodes 327 amino acids. The record is from RefSeq and is a predicted model, not a curated record.